AUGGAGCGAGCGCGUGAUGCCGUUGCUGCUAUGCGUGAAAAACUGGGUUUUUUGGGAGGCUUCCGUGAGUCGGUCUUGAGGCCAGUAUGUGCCACUAUUGUGUGUGUCGCGGUGGUGGUCGGACAUCUAUCCAAAGUCGGAAUCCGAGCCUCGAUGCUAUUUUGUGAUGCAUCGGUGGAAAAAUCACAGGAUAUACCGUAUAGAGGAAUAGACGAAUCCGCUUUCAAAGACUUUUUCGAUCUGUUUUCGCUUUCAGUAUUUGACGCCGAUGGAGAAAUUUUAUUGAUUCAAGCAGCCGAAGAGCUUCCACAGUGGCUAGAAGACCACGAAGCCAAGAAUCGAGUUUUUAUCUACCAAGGAGAAGUGCAUAUCGUACCGAUUCCGUCGACGCCAUCCGAAAUUACUCCGUUGUCAUCUGCGUGUGAUCCAACUUUGGUAGACGCACUUUCUACCGUGAGAAAUUUUCCGUCUGCUACGAGGGCAUCAGCAAAAGUCCAGGAAGUAAUUUCGGAGCGACUCCGACAGUUUCCGGACAAAAUGGAUGACCAGCUUCACCGAGCAAAUGUUUUAGUUCCAGCCGGGGUUGCGAUGGUAUUGGAAGCAGAGCCAUCAUUAUUGGCGCCAGCUGUGCAUGCUUUUUGUCAGCGGGACAUGAUAGAUAUGCGUGCAUGCCAGGCAAUGAAAUUUUUUCCUCCGGAGCAAUGUGUGCGUACUCGCGUGACUUUCACGAAAUGCUUGUAUGCCUUGUUGAACAAAGCUCGGUGUGAUCCAGAUCCCAGGACUGGUUGGAAACUACCAGCUGUUGGUACUGAAGAGAGAAAAGAGGCCGAGCUUGGAGUGAAAUUGGGAGAAAUUGAAGGAUCGAAAGAAUAUUCCCGAUUGAAAGCCGAAGCGGUCGAUUAUUUCGUAACGUACGUUCAAGGCGGGGGACCGAAUUUGGGCCGAAGAACAGCCGCGGGAAAAGAAAUACACAAGCGUUUAUCGAAAGCUGACAUCAAUGUUGACAGGCUGCGAGAAAGAGGGGAAAAUUUGCCGGAAUCGGAAGAUGAUUCCUGGCUGGAUGUCAACACGGAUCAAUUAGAUGCUAUGCUGAAGCGUCAUUUCAACGCAGAAGAACCAAAUGCAGCCGGUGAAUCUAUUCCUGACAGCCUGAAGCUGUUUUUGUCGCAAAUGUCUUCGUAUGAAGGGGUUGAAAAUGCUGGCAGAAAACGUUCGACGGUUGGAAAAAAUCGGAAGCUUUCAAGAAUCUCAGACCGAAAAAAAUCUGCUGCUGACGGCCGCAAAAUAUCGUCCAUAUCAGCCGUAUCCAAUUUAUCUGAAGCGAUCACUUUUGACGGGGAGCAAUUUUCUGCGGGAUUGCGAGACAUUCUAGAUUUGGAAGCUGAAGACGAAGGAGAUUUCGAUUCGGAUUGGUCUGAAGAUUACAGUUCCGAAGACGAAUUCGAAGACGUGAUGGACAAUGCAUUCCUUCAUCCUGGGAAAAAUCGAAAAAUUAGCGAGGAACAGCGAGAAAUCAUGCGCAUCAUGGCAGCGAUGGAUAAUGAGUUGAUGACACCUGGCAAUUCCGUCAUGGCUGACAGCUUCGUCAAGAAAGUGACAGUCGCUGACAAGUAUACUGUUUAUUCCGCUGAGAAUAAAAUUCGUGAGCCAGUGGACGUGGAAGGAAACGCGAUGAAAAAUAUUUUGGAGUCGUUCGAAAACCAGCUCGGUCUGACUGGACCAGCGACAACUCUGAUUGCAUCCAUGAAUCAAUUGAAAGAUUCUUGAACGACAUAAUUUUCAUCAUUCCUGAUGCUGCCUGCAGUAUUUACGAAUGCGACAAAGCGAUUUUUUUUUCAAUUUUUCACUGCAAGGUUUUGAAUUAUGCAACUGAUCGAAAAGGGUUCAAUUGCUGGAACCUUUUGCGCAGAAAAUCUUUUUCUUCGGUUUAGCCUUUCUGCGAAUACGUUGGGAGUUCUGUUGGUAUCAUUUUGCUGCUCGUUCUCAGUUGAUUUGGAAACCGCGACAAUACAUGCGUUUUUUCGGCCCAUUUUUA
Messenger RNA from Notodromas monacha, 2035 nucleotides. NCBI's taxonomy places the organism in Eukaryota, Metazoa, Arthropoda, Ostracoda, Podocopida, Cyprididae. The record is from the annotation of a GenBank genome assembly.